AUGUCGUCCCGUGGCCGCGGGCGAGGCCGCGGCUUCGGCGGCUCAAAAGGCAACACUCGCUUCACCGGCAAGCGUAGCGGGCGGGGCGGCACGACCGGCGGAGGAGGAGGCGACAGGCCGGCCCCAGUGAGGCAGGAUGACGGGACUGCUCUCCUCGAGCGAUUCGAGGAAGUUCAGGUCGCCGAUGAGAUUGACGACAAGCUUGGCUUUUGGCGCUUCGAGAGCAACCUCGCCGCCGGCGAGUCCAGAGACGGGUGGCUGGUUAACAUGCACCAGACUCUCGUCAAGUCGGAGACGCAUGCUAGUGGACUAGCGGCUGUUGAUUACUACUUUAUCCAAGAUGACGGUGCGAUGUUCAAAGCGACCAUUCCCUUCGAACCAUACUUCUACGUGGCGUGUCGGGCGGGGACUGAGGGUAUUGUGGACGAGUGGCUUGUGAAGCGCUUUGAGGGAUUGAUAAUCCGCGUCGAGCGCGAGAAGAAGUGGGACCUCAACUUGCCAAAUCACCUUCUCAGCGCUGCACCAGUGUUCUUGAAGCUCUUCUUCCGCAACACUCAGGACUUCCAGGCAGUCCGACGUGAGCUAUUGCCGCUCGCGACUGCCAAUGCGUCCAAGUUCACAGCCGUGGACGCGUACGCGGACGUUGUUGGCGCCGAGGCGGCCAACACUGGAGGCGGCGGACACGACGAAGAGGAAGGCGGUGGCCGCGCGUGGGGCGAGGACGAGGACGCGCGAAAACGCAAGGAGAAGGAGCCAGCAGAUUGUAUCAUCGAGGUGCGCGAGCACGAUAUCGCAUACUACCUCCGUGUCGCCAUUGACCUCAACCUUCGUGUAGGACUGUGGUACAACGUCUCGUCGAGUAUGGGCGUCACCAAGAUGGAACGCCUGACGGACCGUGUCAAGCGUGCCGAGCCCGUUGUCAUGGCGUACGAUAUCGAGACGACCAAACAACCGCUCAAGUUUCCCGACCAGCAGACGGACCAGAUCAUGAUGAUCUCGUACAUGAUCGAUGGGCAAGGGUAUCUCAUUACCAAUCGCGAGAUUGUCGGUGACGACAUCGAUGACUUCGAGUACACUCCGAAGCCCGAGUACGAAGGUGAAUUCACGAUCUUCAACGAACCCGAUGAGGCAGCGACCAUCCGGAGGUGGUUUGAGCACAUCCGCGACGCAAAGCCGACCGUCAUGGUGACGUACAACGGAGACAGCUUCGACUUUCCGUUCGUCGACGCACGCGCCAAGAUCCACGGCAUCAGCAUGUACAACGAGAUCGGCUUCCGGCCAGACAACGAGGGCGAGUACAAGUGCACCGCGUGCAUGCACAUGGACUGCUUCCGAUGGGUAAAGCGCGACUCGUACCUCCCACAAGGAAGUCAAGGCCUCAAGGCUGUCACGACUGCCAAGCUCGGCUACAACCCCAUCGAGCUUGACCCAGAACUCAUGACGCCGUACGCGAUCGAGCAGCCACAGAAGCUCGCCGAGUACUCGGUGUCCGACGCCGUCGCGACUUACUACCUCUACAUGAAAUACGUCAACCCGUUCAUCUUCUCGCUGUGCAACAUCAUUCCCCUCAAUCCCGACGAAGUGUUGCGAAAAGGCACGGGCACGCUCUGCGAGACGCUUCUCAUGGUCGAGGCGUUCGAUGGCGGUAUCAUCAUGCCGAACCGGUACGAGGAACCCCAUGGUGUCACGUUCGAUGGCCACCUGCUAGCAUCCGAGACGUACGUCGGCGGACACGUCGAGGCUCUUGAGGCUGGCGUGUUCCGCGCUGACAUCCCGACACACUUCAAGGUCGUUCCUAGUGCGAUGCAGCAGCUCCUGGACGAACUUGACGACGCUCUCAAGUUCGCCCUGGAAGAGGAGGGCAAGAUCAAGCUCGAGGAUGUGGAGAACUACGACGAGGUCAAGGCCGAAAUUGCAGCCAAGCUCGAGAUCAUCCGCGAUGAGCCAAACCGGUUUGACCCACCAUUAAUCUACCACUUGGACGUCGCGGCGAUGUACCCAAACAUCAUGUUGUCCAAUCGACUCCAACCAGAUUCAGUCAAGGAUGAGGCGGAUUGUGCAGUGUGUGACUACAACCGGCCAGACAAGGUGUGCGACCGGCGGCUCGAGUGGGCCUGGCGUGGCGAAUACUUCCCAGCUAAACGCGACGAAGUCAACAUGGUCCGUUACGCUCUCGAGCAGGAGUUCUUCCCGCCGAAGUAUCCGAACGGACCAAAGCGUCGCUUCGUCGAUCUGCCACCCGCCGAGCGGUCGGCGCUCCUUCACAAGCGUCUAGGUGACUAUUCGCGAAAAGUCUACAAGAAGACGCACGAGACCAAGGUUGUUACGAAGACGGCAAUCAUCUGCCAGCGCGAGAACUCAUUCUAUAUCGACACUGUACGCGCGUUCCGUGACCGUCGAUACGAGUACAAGGGCUUGCACAAGACGUGGAAGCAGAAUCUGGACAAGGCGGUGGACAAGGGUGGCGCGCUGCAGGUCGUCGACGAAGCCAAGAAGAUGAUUGUGCUGUACGACUCGCUGCAGCUCGCCCACAAGUGUAUUCUCAACUCGUUCUACGGCUACGUCAUGCGGAAGGGUGCGCGCUGGUACUCGAUGGAGAUGGCUGGCAUCACCUGUCUGACGGGCGCGACUAUUAUCCAGAUGGCGCGCCAGAUCGUCGAACAAAUCGGGCGUCCCCUCGAGCUCGACACCGAUGGUAUUUGGUGCAUGCUUCCUGGUGCCUUCCCCGAGGACUUCAAGUUCAAGCUUAAGGGCGGCAAGAAGUUCGGCAUCCAGUACCCCUGUACCAUGCUCAACCACCUUGUGCACCAGCGCUUCACGAACCACCAGUACCACGAGCUGGUGGACAAAAGCACAGGCGAGUACGAGGUGCGCAAGGAGAACUCGAUCUUCUUCGAGUUGGACGGCCCGUACAAGGCGAUGAUCCUGCCGUCGUCCAAGGAGGAGGACAAGCUGCUCAAGAAGCGUUACGCCGUGUUUAACUUUGACGGCUCGCUUGCCGAGCUGAAGGGCUUCGAGGUCAAGCGUCGAGGAGAGCUGCAGCUCAUUAAGAUCUUCCAGUCGCAGAUCUUCGACAAAUUCCUCUUGGGCUCAUCGACAGAGGAAUGCUACAAGGCGGUCGCAGCUGUUGCCGACCAGUGGCUCGACAUCCUGCAGAGCAAGGCGUCAAGUCUGCACGACGAGGAGCUCGUCAAUCUCAUCGCUGAGAACCGUUCCAUGUCCAAGACGCUUGCCGAGUACGCCGGGCAGAAGUCGACGUCGAUCAGUACCGCUCGCCGUCUGGCCGAGUUCCUUGGCGAGCAGAUGGUCAAGGACAAGGGUCUCUCUUGUCGCUUCAUCAUCUCGGCCAUGCCCAACGGUGCCCCUGUUACAGAGCGCGCUAUUCCUGUUGCCAUCUUCGACGCCGACCCCGCUGUCAAGAAGCACUUCCUCCGCAAGUGGACAAAGGACAGCAGCAUGGCAGACUUUGACAUGCGCCAGAUCCUCGACUGGGGUUAUUACACCGAGCGUCUGGGGUCAGUCAUCCAGAAGCUGAUCACCAUCCCCGCAGCACUGCAGAAGGUGCCUAACCCCGUCCCGCGUAUCCGUCACCCAGAUUGGCUGUUUAAGCGCGUCGCCGCGCGCGAGGACAAGUUCCAGCAACACAAGCUCACAGAUAUGUUCGCCAAGAUGCGAGCGGUCGCGCCGGACAUAGAGGACUUUGGCAAGGGCGAGUCGAUCAACAAGCCCAAGGUGGCUGUCGUCAAGCGGAACAAGAAAUCCAAGUUGCCUGAGCCAGUUCCAGACCCACUCGAGGACUACUCGGGCUACCUGCGUGUCAUGCGCAAGGUGUGGCGUAAGCAGCGUGCGGACCGGAACCGUGUUCGCAAGCAGGGCGGCCCGCGUCUUGAUGGCACCGUGUCGUCCUUGAUUCGGACACAGUCGUCCACGCUCGCAUCCCGCCAGUGGGACAUCCUCCAGAUCGCGUCCACCUCCCGGCCAGGCGAGUUCCGUUUGUGGCUGGCGAUCGACAAUACGUUCCAGAGCGUGAGGCUGCGAGUGCAACGUGAGUUCUACCUCAACUUCAAGCAGCGUCCGGACGCCGAUACGUUCUCGGACCGCUAUGAGGCGUUCCAAGUCUCACGGGUUCUCCCGCGAGGCCAGGCGCCCCGUCACCUCUUCCGCCUCCAAGUCGAGGAGGGUUUGUAUGUAGAGGGCGAAUCACACUUCUCGAGCUUGAUCAAUCACCCCAACGUCGACGGUGCAUUCGAGCUCCAGGUCCCGCUCAUCAUGCGGGCUCUUUUAGGCCUCGGCACGGCAUGCGGUCUCAAGUCUGCUUCGAUUGGCGGCCUCAACCGCGGUCUCGAUAAGGGUUUUGACCUGUCCGAACUCGAGCGCCCAGCCGCGAGUGUAAUCCGCCACAAGUACCUCAACGGCGGCCAGAACUUGCGAUACUACUUCCUGUUCCACGCCACUGUGCAAUCGCGCCACCUGAUCGCGCUGUUCCCUCCCAGGGGCCCGACCAAGAUCUACGUCGUAGAUGGCGCGCGUAACCGCCAGCAGCUUCCCAAUCCUGCUCGAUGGUACGCGGAACGCAUCGACAACGUGUCGAGGGGAGGUGCGUUCGAGUAUGCUGAUGAGCUCGACACGGACGUCAACUACUACCCUACCGAGGCUGGUGCGAUGCGCCAGCUCGUCAAGGACUUGCAGGGCGUCCGUGGCGGCAUGAACGUCAUCGCACUGUGCUCACCGUUCGACCACGAGUACUACCAGGCACGCCACUCCGUCUUCUCCGAGUUCCCUGUGAUCACAGUCCGCCCCAUGAAGGAGGACGAGGCUGGGAUCAUGUGGCAGGUCAACACAGCCCGCCGCAUGAUUGUGCAAUACCUUCGUCUGUCGGCGUGGAUCAAGGCCCAGAUCGAGAUUGCUGCGCACUACGACGUGCCUCUCGGCAACCUGGGCGACGACCCACCCGUCUUUCUCGCCGACCUCGAGUUUUCCCGGCGGCUCAAGCAGCAGGACAUGCUCCUGUGGUGGUCGCCGUCACCGAAACCCGACCUCGGCGGAGCUGAGGAGGACGCAAACGGAAGCGACGAGCCGGCAGCCCCCCAGAUCUCAACACGUGGAUGCUACUCAUCAGUUGUUCUCGAGCUCGAGCUCGCGGACAUGGCGAUCAACGCUGUGCUCCAAUCGGCCCUUGUCAACGAGAUGGAGGGCAGUGGUUCCGGCUCGCUGGCAUUCGGCGCCGCCUCACACAACCUCGACGAGUACGCGCAGGGAACGAACAGUGGAAGUGUCACGCUCGGCGACGCAGUCUUGUCGAUCCAGACGUUCACGGUCCUGAAGUCGAUGGUGCGCAGUUGGUUCCUUGACAAGGCGCGCGCACAUAUCCGAGGAGUGGCGCAUUCGCCCGCCGACAUUGUCGUCGACCAGUUCUGGCGGUGGAUCAGCUCAAGCUCGAGCUGCAUGUUCGAGCCCGCGCUGUACCGCUUCUUGCAUGGGCUGAUGCGCAAGACGCUCCUCCAACUCCUGGCGGAGUUCAAGCGCCUCGGGACAACAGUCGUUUACGCCGACCUCAACAAGGUCUUCCUGCUGACGUCAAAGCCGGACGCGGGUAGCGCCUUUGCUUUCGCAAAGUACCUCGUGACGGCGGCUAACUCGCACGACCUCUUCCGCCACAUCGUUAUCGACGUCGUCCACUACUGGAACUACCUCGCGUGGAUGGACAUCGCCAACUUUGGCGGGGUGCGCGUCCCGCCGCAGAUCGCGGCUGCCUCCCAGGCGCCCAGCAAGGACCACGCGCUCGAAGUUAGCAUGGACUGGAACAUCGGGGCGUUCCUCCCGACGGAAGUGCAGGUUUGCUUUGAACGCCGCGUCGGCGAGUUCAUCUGCGAGCUGUACAAGGCCAAGCUCGAGGCGAGCGACGGCCGUGGCCCACUUCGCCCGGUGCACACGCUCAACAUGGACGCGGCAGACGCUGCCGCUGUCAACCCGGCCAAGGAGAAGGAGCGCAUGGCAGCGGCCAAGGUCAUCAGCACCAAGCUCACGCGCAAGCUGCUCGAGGACGUGACACGCUUCAAGCGGCAGCAGGCGGCGGCGCACGCCAACGGAGACGACGAGGUACUCGCAUUCCCUGACCUGCCCGGCACCAAAGGGCGUGUGCGUGGACGUGAGAAUGCCGCCCUUGAGUUCAUCAAGUCAGUGUGUGAGGUGCUUGGCCUCUCAACAGAGAAUAGCGAGGCGGUCAUCAUUCUGCGGCGCAGCCUCCUGCAACUCGUCGACGUGCGCGAGUUUUCAUCAGAGGCAACAUUCCGUAACCCCGGUGAUAGCCUUGUCGUCCCCAUGAUCAGCUGCGGGCGCUGCAACGCGAUCCGCGACGUCGACCUGGGCCGCGAUCCCGACUGCCUGCCGAGUGUCGACCUUCUGACAGGCGAGAAGCACCCGGCCCCGCGCGACAUGUGGGCAUGCGCACGUUGCGGAAGUCCAUACGACCGUUUCCAGAUUGAGCACCCGCUCAUCGACAUGGCGUCGCGCCUCGUCGCGGCGUGGCAGACGCAGGACGUUGUGUGCCUCAAGUGCGGCGAGGACGCAAGCACGAACCUCGUGCCAACGCAUAAGUGCGGCGGUUCGUUCCGCCCAUUCUUAAACCGCGGCGACAUUGGUGCGCGACUGCGUAUGAUUGACUCGGUCGCGCAGUCUCACAAGCUCGAGAUGACGGCCGAGUAUGUGGGGCAUGUACUGGCGCGGUGGUAG
Molecule: messenger RNA, 6732 nt
Organism: Cutaneotrichosporon cavernicola
Lineage: Eukaryota; Fungi; Basidiomycota; Tremellomycetes; Trichosporonales; Trichosporonaceae
Gene: POL2
Exons: 6
Coding region: 1-6732 (2243 amino acids)
Biological process (GO): DNA replication proofreading; nucleotide-excision repair, DNA gap filling; mitotic cell cycle
Cellular component (GO): epsilon DNA polymerase complex; nucleus
Molecular function (GO): nucleotide binding; DNA-directed DNA polymerase activity; zinc ion binding
Source: RefSeq, a predicted model, not a curated record